Messenger RNA from Trypanosoma rangeli, 339 nucleotides. Its product is annotated as zinc finger protein ZFP1. The coding region runs from base 1 to 339 and encodes 112 amino acids. Lineage: Eukaryota; Euglenozoa; Kinetoplastea; Trypanosomatida; Trypanosomatidae. The record is from RefSeq and is a predicted model, not a curated record. Gene Ontology annotation, molecular function: metal ion binding. The transcript has a single exon.
AUGCAGCCACACUCGCCCACGUUAUCCGACGAGCGCUCAGAGAACAGCGUCGGGUUUAACAAUGCCUCUCGCUACGGCCGAAGGGGUGUGGACUACAGCAAGUUCCGGACGCGGGUGUGCCGCAAUUUUUCGAUGGGGAUCCCUUGUCCAUUUGGCGAGCGUUGUGCGUUUUCUCACGGUGAUCCCGAGGCAUCCACAGUGCGCAUGGAGGAAGCUGAAUUGCCUCCACCGCCACCAUACUCGGAAGCUCACCAGACGGAGAUCAUGCUGCCGCCUGCCUACCCGUCGCGAUUCCGACAUAAUCCCUACGACUUCAAUGGAGUGUUGUUCGAAAACUAA